CACAACAACUGUCACUGGGUCGAUAAAUAAGAAGUCGUGUGCACAAACCCCUUUGUAAUCAUCUCCUAGGUGCCUGCGAGCUGCGUGACACAAUCAGUCUGCACCCGGUCCUGUUGUCUCGAGGACGCUAUAAAAACGCCGCACAUUCUCACAUUUCCACAACACGGACUCGUCUGAGACUAUCUACACAGCAUCUCCACGCGAAGACACGACACCGACUGAAACAUGGACCCUUGCGAUUGCUCCAAGAGUGGCACCUGCAACUGUGGAGGAUCCUGCACUUGCAAAAACUGCUCCUGCACCACCUGCAAGAAGAGCUGCUGCCCAUGCUGCCCAUCCAGCUGCAACAAAUGCGCCUCUGGCUGCGUGUGCGAAGGGAAGACGUGUGACACCAGCUGCUGCCAGUGAGGAGCCUGUAACAUCAGCUCUC
Messenger RNA from Cyclopterus lumpus (lumpfish), 430 nucleotides. RefSeq names its product metallothionein B-like. Bases 226 to 408 code for a protein of 60 amino acids. The record is from RefSeq and is a predicted model, not a curated record. NCBI's taxonomy places the organism in Eukaryota, Metazoa, Chordata, Actinopteri, Perciformes, Cyclopteridae. Gene Ontology annotation, molecular function: metal ion binding. The transcript has 3 exons.